AUGGCCAUUGCCAUCUUCCUCGUCGCUCUUCUUCAGUGCCUACCGAUUGAGGCCAACUGGGAUCCCCUCGUACGGGCGUCUGCACGAUGCGUCGACAACUCUUUCCACGUAUCGAUCUCCUGCCUCAAUGUCUUGAUGGAUCUUCUUGUUCUGUUGCUGCCGUUCUGGAUUUUCUUGGGCUUGAAUAUGCCGAUGGGCGCAAAGAUUGCCGUCAUUUGCGUCUUUUUGGUUGGUGCAGUCGUUACGAUUGUCGCAAUCAUCCGUCUUGUUGCGAUCUACAAGCUCUUCUACGUGCCUCCGGACCCCAACAAGGACCCCUUCUACGAUAUCGGAGUCGUCUACAACACGGUUGAAGUGAAUCUCGCCAUCGUCUCAGCUUCCGCCCCGGCUCUGCGCCCCAUGUUCCGCAAGUGGUGGCCGAAGCUAUUUGGUGCUAUCAGCUCCGGCAAGACCGGCAGCAGCGGGCUGAAGUACUAUGGCAACUCCUCCCGGCCUCGCAAUACGGUCCGAGAAGGCGACAAUAUCACGCUGAAAGACAUGCGCAUGACGCGCUCGCAACACCAUACAGAGAUCCGAAGCACGUCGCCAUUUGGAUCCGAGGAGGAGAUCAUGACGUACAACGGCAUUGUCCGCACAACCAACGUCAACCUAACCUAUGAGUCCAAUACCAGCGUCGGGGACGACUCUAGGUCCUCGACUGAUUACAGGACCGGAGAAAAGCCCCAGAGCAAGGGGGCCAUGGUCUGA
Messenger RNA from Colletotrichum phormii, 747 nucleotides. RefSeq lists its product as uncharacterized. The transcript has 2 exons. The coding region runs from base 1 to 747 and encodes 248 amino acids. The record is from RefSeq and is a predicted model, not a curated record. NCBI's taxonomy places the organism in Eukaryota, Fungi, Ascomycota, Sordariomycetes, Glomerellales, Glomerellaceae.